This is a messenger RNA of Arvicola amphibius (Eurasian water vole), 1236 nucleotides long. RefSeq names its product endonuclease, poly(U) specific (gene Endou). The record is from RefSeq and is a predicted model, not a curated record. The transcript is spliced from 10 exons. The coding region runs from base 1 to 1236 and encodes 411 amino acids. Gene Ontology annotation, molecular function: RNA endonuclease activity; polysaccharide binding; scavenger receptor activity. Gene Ontology annotation, biological process: immune response. NCBI's taxonomy places the organism in Eukaryota, Metazoa, Chordata, Mammalia, Rodentia, Cricetidae.
AUGAAGGCCUCCGUCUCCCUGAUAGUGGCCAUGCUCUGUGGCUUGGCCUGGGCUGGAAACCUGGAGUCAUGUGCGUCUCGCUGUAACGAGAAAUUUAACCGGGAUGCAGACUGCCAGUGUGAUCGUCGGUGUCCCCAACAUGACGAUUGCUGUGACGACUAUGAACAUCUGUGCACUGCUGAAGAAGACCCUCCGGAGCCAAAGGAGUUCCUGGAUCCAGAGGAUGAGAUCCCAGUCAGCCACCUGUACGCUGCACCAAACUCCUGCCAGGGCCGCUGCCGGGAAGCCUACGACAAGCACCAGCCUUGCCACUGCAAUGACCGAUGCCAAGAGUUUGGGAACUGCUGUGAAGAUUUUUACAGCUUGUGUGGUGACCAUGAGGGCUUCUCCCACCGCAGUGAUGCUGUAACCAACGAGGACCUUCAGAGUAUCUCUGAGACCAUCUACAGGGUAGACACCAAUAAAGCCCACAAGGAAGACAUUGUCCUCAACAGUCAAAACCGUGUCUCCCCAUCAGAGACAGGGAACCAAGUGGACCGCUGUCCGGAGCCGCUUUUCACUUACGUCAACGAGCAGUUGUUCACCAAGCCUACCUACGCAGCUUUCAUCAACCUGCUCAACAAUUACCAGCGGGCCACCGGCCACGGGGAGCACUUCAGUGCCCAAGAGCUGCAGGAGCAGGCUCUCUUCCUCAGGGAGGUCAUGAAGACAGCUGUCAUGAAGGAGCUCUAUGGUUUUCUCCAUCAGCAGAACCGCUACAGCUCCGAACAAGAGUUUGUGGAUGAUUUGAAGAACAUGUGGUUUGGGCUGUACUCAAGAGGCAAUGAAGAAAGGGAUUCGAGUGGCUUUGAACAUGUCUUCUCAGGCGAAGUGAAAAAGGGCAAGGUCACUGGCUUCCACAACUGGAUCCGCUUCUACCUGCAGGAGAAGGAGGGUCUGCUUGACUAUUACAGUCACAACUAUGAUGGGCCUUGGGAUUCCUACCCUGAUGUGCUAGCCAUGCAGUUCAACUGGGAUGGCUACUACAAGGAAGUGGGCUCAGCUUUCAUUGGCAGCAGCCCCGAGUUCGAGUUUGCCCUCUAUUCUUUGUGCUUCAUCACCAGGCCAGGCAGAAAGUGCCACUUAAGCCUGGGUGGCUAUCCUCUGAGCAUCCAGACCUACACGUGGGAUAAGACCACCUACGGAAAUGGCAAGAAGUACAUUGCGACAGCCUACAUAGUGUCGUCUACCCAAUAG